AUGGCACAUCACUUGGAAAAGCGUGCGAGGAUGGGCGAAUGCGAGCAGGCCUCUCAUGUAGACCUUGUCGGCCCCUAUAUCAACCACCUCCAAACGGCCCGGCCCCCGAUCGCCGACGACGAGUACCUACUGGACCAGCUUGGAGUGGUGGACUUGCAGUUUGACGAUGACUGGACCCAGGAGGAGGAGGACAGGGUCCUCUCGCAGUGGGUGGGGAGCGCGGACUCGGUCGCUCUAAAGGCAUAUGCACUUUGCAACCUAGGUAAGCCGAUGAGCGACCUUUGGCGGAUCACGGCACACGUCAUGCGGCGCACGCCAGUCAACAUCAUAUCGCCUGGCUUUGGGCUUCGUUACCUGGCCCCGCUCGGCAGAGGCGCCUGCUGGACUCCGAGCUUUUCGAUCGCGCUGGGCAAGCUCGUUGUCCAUCCCGUGUGGGAGUGCAAUUACGAGAACCUCGUGAGGGCCAUCCAGUUUGCCGUGGCGUGCCGCACGCAAGAACGAGGAUGUUGGAACUUCCUGCGGCAUAGGUUUUGCCCGGUGCAAGAGGAAAUGACGUACGUCUUCGCCGCCGGCAAGGCCGGGCGGACGCCCGAGGUAGUCUUGGAGAUGUGCAUCCGAGGACGGCAGGUCAGCGAGGACCUGGCCUUUCUCAGACACCUUGGCCCGUAUGCCGUUUCCCGAGGCCAUGGCCAGCUGGGCGCAUCGUCUGCCUCGGCCGGCAACGAAACCGAGACCCGCACGUUGAGCGUACGCUUCAGUGACCUGGAGAUCAUCCUCGAGGCCCUCAACUCGUUCAAAGUCGUCGGAGUCCCCAGAUAUGCCCACUCGGAUCUAUACUACGCGGCGUACCUGCACGCCCCCAACAUGCAGCCGCCCUUUUCCCGGGAACGAAUCCUCGACAUGUACGAGGCGGCGUGCCUGGACCAGCUACGGUUUGUCGCCAUGUGCAGCAAGGCCAUGUCGGACAGCAGCUGUAACGUAUCGGAACACGACAACCAUUUUCUGCCGCAGGCUGCCGACCGAGACGUGACCCCGGCUAUGGAGCGCCUGUUACUAGAGGCCACGGGUAACCCACAGCCCACGCAAGUUCCUCUUGGCGCGGAUACCGUGUCGAGCCAAGCCUCUGAUGUCCUCCCCGGCGCCACACUUGAACUGAGCAGCAUGUCCAGCGAUGUCUCCGGAGAGUGCGGCGAGAGUGUAGGCUAUCGUGAGCCGCUACCGGCUAGAGAGACGCUGGCGUCGCCCGCGCCUCCCACGGAUGCUCCUGCUAUCGGCAUGACGGCGCCUGUCCCCGUGCAGGAGGACUCAAGCCAAGAACAGGGCGCCCGGCGUCCCGAGGGACUCACCGACGAAAUCCGCUUUCAGCGCAGAACCCGGGACCAUUUGCUCAACUACUUGUAA
Messenger RNA from Purpureocillium takamizusanense, 1401 nucleotides. RefSeq lists its product as uncharacterized. The record is from RefSeq and is a predicted model, not a curated record. Bases 1 to 1401 code for a protein of 466 amino acids. Lineage: Eukaryota; Fungi; Ascomycota; Sordariomycetes; Hypocreales; Ophiocordycipitaceae. The transcript has a single exon.